Penicillium cataractarum is the source of this 3609-nucleotide messenger RNA. RefSeq lists its product as uncharacterized. Gene Ontology annotation, biological process: positive regulation of establishment of bipolar cell polarity regulating cell shape. Gene Ontology annotation, cellular component: plasma membrane of growing cell tip. The record is from RefSeq and is a predicted model, not a curated record. Lineage: Eukaryota; Fungi; Ascomycota; Eurotiomycetes; Eurotiales; Aspergillaceae. The transcript has 2 exons. The coding region runs from base 1 to 3609 and encodes 1202 amino acids.
AUGAGGGUUUCUUCAUUGUACGGGCCCGCGGCGGCUGGCAUCUCGACUUUAUUUGCGCUUCUACCGACCGCACACGCCUUGACCUUCAAUGCGGUCUCGACCCCCGAAAUCGACCUCUCCUCGCUGGGCCGGGUAACCAUCACGGGUGACUUUGACGGUGUAUCCCUUUACGAAUAUGAGGGCCAGUCCGAAAUCACACAGCGCCAGGGCUCGUACAUUCUAACCCCGCUUCCCAAUGGCAUUCUCACGAACCUCUCCUCCGCCGACGCACAGAUCCGAGACAUGUGCGCCUUCACGAAAAAGGAUGGUACUUUCGCGGGGAUAUUCGUCGGUGGUAACUUCACAAAACUCGGAGGAGUCAAAUCGCCCGGCGCGGCUCUGUUCAAUCCCAAUUCCAGCGAUAUCACGGCGUUGCCAGGCUUGACGGGCUCGGUCUCGACCGUGCUCUGCGACCAGGACACCAACCGCGUUUACGUUGGUGGAGACUUCACACACAAGAACACAUCCAAUGCCAUCGCAUGGUCCCCCAGCGAUGGCUGGACCGAACUCGAAUUCGAUGGACUGAACGGCCCCGUCAACUCGAUCAUCAAGGGCGACAACGGCCAUAUUAUCUUUGGAGGAUCCUUCGAUGGCCUUGGCAACACCACCAGCUCGUCUAACAACAAGCAAAUUCUCAACCUGCAGAACGCGACCAUCACCUCCGACGCUGAAUCCUCGCUGACCGGCUACAUUGACCCCCGCAAUGUGAUCUGUUCGACUAGUGGCGUGGCAGGCGCGGGGAAGACCUGGCUGCUUCACGAUUAUGCCCCUGGAUACUGGCGAGCAUACUUUGGAUUUACCUUCAACCCGACAAAGGUUCGCCUUUACAACACCCACUUGGAUGGACGCGGCACCAAGAGCUUCCUGUUCCGCGCCCUUCCCGACGAUGGUAUCAUGAACAUGACGUACACGGACGAUUCAGGAAAUACCGUUCACUGCGACUCAUCCUGCCCACUCUCCGACAGCACUAGCGAAAAGUACCGUGAUUUCACCUUGGUGAACCCCGUUGGUAUGAAGGGAUUCCAGAUCGAAGUUCUGGAUUGGUACGGCCAAGGCGCUGGAUUGAACGGCAUUGAGGUUUUCCAGGACCAGAUUUUGUCCUACGCCGUUGAUGCGUUCAACGAGCCUAGCUGCGCGGGCCUUGAUUACCCUUCCAAGUCUACUCGCACUGGCUCUUGGACUGUCGAGGAUGCCGGCUAUCUGUCAGCUUCGGUGACUGACUCCAACGACACCAGCACCUCGGUCGUUUUCUAUCCUGAUAUCAAGGAGUCUGGCAACUACACCAUUCUUGUUUACACCCCUGGCUGUGUGCAAGACGACAGCUGCAGCUCCCGUGGUAUGGCAAAUGUUACAGCCACCGUCGCGACUGGCACCGAUGCCUCGCAGCCGUCGCCAACAACCAUCUACCAGACCAACAACUACGACAAGUACGAUACCCUGUUCUCUGGCUACGUUGAUGCGAGCAGUGAUUCUUUCCGUCCCAGCGUUACCCUUCGGCCUAUCUCUGGCCAGGGAGACAUCACUCUUGUGGCGUCCAAAGUCCGCUUCGAGCUCCUCUCCAACACGACCAGCGGUGGUUUGAAUGGUCUGUACGACUUUGACCCUUCCUCCACGACGACCGCCAGCCUUGAUAGUUCCGACAUCAACGUGGCUGGCAACUCCCUCGACAAGGAUGCUGUGAUCAUGAGCCUGGCUGAAAAUGAUGGUAUCUUCUACGUGGCGGGCAACUUCUCCACCAAGAAGAUCCACAAUGUCAUGUCUAUCACUGAUGGAAAUGCUACCGCCAUGCCUAGCGGCGGUCUGAACUCUGAGGUCAUGGCCAUGACUACUCUCAAUGAUGUCCUGUACGUUGGAGGUCAGUUCACCGAUACCUCUGACGGAGGUGCCGACGGUCUUUACCAUGUGGCUUCCUACUCCUUCUCUUCCAAGAAGUGGUCAGCCCUGGGCGAAGGCCUCAACGGCCAGGUCAACUCCAUCUACCCAAUCCAGCUGAACGUGUCAACUUCCAUCAAUGAAACCACCAUUGCCGUGAGUGGUAACUUCAACCAGAUCCGCGCCACCAGCGACCACCCGGCCGUCUAUGUUGCCGGCUUUGCCAUCUGGGUGCCGUCCAAGAAGGCCUGGCUACAGAGCCUUAACGAUACCCAAAUGAAGUUUGCUGGGCAACUCUCUGCAGUGGCCACUUUCAAUGAUACCACGCUCCUUGCAGGCAGCCUCGCUACCGAUGGAAUCACUGCGUCUGGCGCUGUCUCGUUGCAAAACUCGAAUGACCUGACCUUGGUUCCCCUGUCGAUGAACACCAACCACACCGCCUCCACCGUUGGAAUCAUCACGGGUGUUUAUGAUACCGAAUCUAACCGCAACUUGACCAUUGUCGGUGGCCAGUUCACUGCGUUGAGCAGCAACGGAUCCGCUAUCCACAACGUUGCCUUCCUGAAUGGCACCGAAGAGAAGAUUUUCGGCUUGCCUCAGGGCUUGGACAGCAACUCUACCGUCUACUCAAUGGCUGUCUACAACAACACUCUGUUCGUCGGCGGCAACAUCACCGGAACUCUUGCAAGCUCCAGUGUGAGCGGCAUGGUGGCUUAUGACUUGUCAAGCAACUCGUUCAAGCAGAGCCAGCCUUGGUCUCUAACAGGCAAGAAUUCCAGUGUCAACUCUAUGGCUCUGAGGCCCGGUUCGUCUGAGCUCUACGUUGGCGGCAGCUUUGAUUCUGCUGGCUCGCUCCCUUGCACGACAGUCUGUGCUCUGGAUACCUCGGUCAACACAUGGAGCUGGCCUGGUGCUUCCAUCAGUGGUACCGUGAUGUCUCUUAGCUGGGCCAGUUCGAACACUCUGUAUGCUGUGGGUAAUAUUGAGAUUGGUGACAACAAGACCGUUGUCGCCACUUUCAGCAAGAAGACAUCGGCUUGGACCGCCUUCUCCGGCGCUUCUACCUCUGAUAUUACUGGAACCGUGACUGCUUUCGCUCCUGCCAGCGAGGACAUCUCCAACUUUUGGCUUGGUGGCACCUCCACCAACGGAUCGGCCUUCCUCUUGAACUACGAUGGAUCGAAGUUCCGCUCCGCGGGCUCCUUGUUCUCCAAGGGUACGACCAUUCGUGGCUUGGAGAUCCUUCCCAUCAACCAGGAUCAUUCGUCUGUUUCUUUGUUGAAGAAUGACCAGACACUGUUGAUCAUGGGCGAACUCGUCAUCCCCGAUUUCGGUAAUGCCUCGGCGGCUCUCUACAAUGGAACCGCUGUCACGCCGUUCAUCCUUUCAUCCAAGUAUAAUGGCGAGCCUGGUAGUAUGUCGCAACUGUUUACGGAGAACCAGAAUCCGUACACAACCCAAUCAUCCCACCACUCCAAUGGCAUCGUCGUCUUGGUUGCAUUCUGUUGCGCCUUGGGCUGCGUCUUCCUCAUCGUCGCUGCUGGCGUCAUCGCAAACAAGAUCCAGCGUCGUCGCCAGGGCUACAGCGCUGCACCCCAGACCUUCGGCACAGACCGGCCAACCGACAUGCAGCGCGUGCCGCCAGAGUACCUCUUCAACUCUCUACGUCAGCCCAACCCCGGCGCCCCAGUUAUCUAA